Molecule: messenger RNA, 891 nt
Organism: Pristis pectinata (smalltooth sawfish)
Lineage: Eukaryota; Metazoa; Chordata; Chondrichthyes; Rhinopristiformes; Pristidae
Product: jupiter microtubule associated homolog 2-like
Exons: 6
Coding region: 78-470 (130 amino acids)
Cellular component (GO): nucleus
Source: RefSeq, a predicted model, not a curated record
GGCGUUUAUAAAUAGGCGGCGGCGGCGGCGGGGCGGGCAGCCGGUCGCGGGCACGGGAGCGGGAGGCAGCGCUGGAGAUGACCACCACAACCACGUACCAGGGCCUGGACUCCACAGGCCGCAGCAGCUCCAGAGUGUUGCAGCCUCCUGGUGGUGGAUCCAGCAUUUCAUUCGGGGUGGAGGAAAAUGUCAAACCUGUGCAUUCCCGUCCAAACAAAACUGCAUCCAAUAUCUUUGGGCCACCAGUGGAAAGUCAACCUGUGGCUAGAAGAAGCAACCCACCAGGUGGAAAAAGUAGUGGUAUCUUUGGGGCAGCUACCACUGAAACGCCAGACCUAAAACAACGGAGAAAUCCUCCUGGUGGCAAGACAAGUGGCAUUUUUGACACUGUGAAAACACCUCCCAAAACUCUGGAUAUUGCAACUGGGGAAGGUGAAAAUUGCCCAGGUUCAUUUCGCACUGGCAAUUAGGAGUGUCAGCUGAAACUGCAAACCAACCAGAGGCCCAGGGAGAGAAGGAAGAGUCCGUGCCCAGCCCAGUGUCUGCUCAACCUGAAUCAUUUCGGCCCAAGAAAGUCCCACCCGGUGGAGUCUCUAGCCUUGUGCUGGGAUAGGUCCACCGUUCACCUCAUUAUCUCAGCUGCAGACUGAAUAAAUGUUGAUUUUAUUGUAAACUUAAAAUUUGAGCUUCACCAUUUUGUAUUGGCACUUUACAUCUGAAUGUUUCAUAGGUGCUCCAAACAUGAGGUCUCCUGGGAAAGGCAUGAGUUAUUUCCUCCCUGUGAUGUAAACUACUGAGUGUUUGUUUUUCAUGUGACUUCAGACUAAAUUCUGGCAUUUUGGACUUUGUAUUGGGUGUGAUUUGUGAUGCAAAUAAAAAAAAUACUCCAAA